This is a messenger RNA of Solea solea (common sole), 3018 nucleotides long. It is a transcript of the gene pmela, whose product is annotated as premelanosome protein a. Gene Ontology annotation, cellular component: melanosome. The coding region runs from base 87 to 2645 and encodes 852 amino acids. Lineage: Eukaryota; Metazoa; Chordata; Actinopteri; Pleuronectiformes; Soleidae. Gene Ontology annotation, biological process: melanosome organization. The transcript has 12 exons. The record is from RefSeq and is a predicted model, not a curated record.
GAUAUUUGUUAAAUCUCUCUCUGGGGCUGUGUUGGGGCUCAGGACUGCCGGGUGAGGAUCGGGGCUCAGACACAAACACAAUCAGGAUGACGACUCAGGCUCUGGUGCUGCUGGUUUUGGCCUUUACAUCAGCCAGUGCAAUUCAGCGGAGAAGUCAGUUCACACGUUAUCGCUCAUGGAACUCAAAGAUGUAUCCUGUCUGGAAAGAUGGAGACGCGAGGUUCAGAAACUGUUGGUUCGGUGGUGAAGUAACAUUUGAUGUUAAAAAUGAUGCACCUACUCUGACUGGAGCAAAGACAACCUUCAAUAUUAAUCUAAAUUUCCCACCAAAUCAGACAGUGCUCACAAAUGGGCAGGUGGUCUGGGCACAGAACUGCACCAUCAAUGGACAACAGUAUCAGCAGGGUCAGGCCGUGUAUCCAGACCAGGACACUCCGCAGGUGGGACUUUUCCCAGACGGCUCACGGUUCACCAGGAGCCAAGAGAAGAAACCUCACUAUGUGUUUGUGUGGAAGACGUGGGGACGUUAUUGGCAGGUGGCAGACGGCCCGUCCUCCUCCCUCACCAUUGGUACAGACAAUGUCCCCCUGGGCUCCUACAACAUGGAGGUUGUCAUCUACCACUGCCGGGGCAAAAACAAGUUCAUCCCUCUUGGCUAUGCCUCCUCAGUCUUCAUUGUCACAGACCAGGUUCCCUUCAGUUUAUCCCUCAGCCAAGUCAAUGAUAUAAACCAGGACGACCAGAACUUCAUCCAGAACCGAGCCAUUGCUUUUAGUGUCAAUCUCCACGAUCCCAGUCAGUAUCUCAGCACCGCAGACAUCAGCUUCAGCUGGGACUUUGGCGACAGCUCCGGGACUCUGAUCUCCAGAGAGCGCACAGUCACACACACGUUCCUCACUGUUGGAACCUUCAAACCUCAGGUGGUCCUGAUGGCAACCAUUUCCAACGGAUGCGCAAAUCCCACUGCUGUGGCUACAAUUGAUGCCUCUGCUGUUCCAGCUGAUGGAGGAGAUGUGAUCGCUCUGGAUGUUCCUGCUUCUGAUGCCACUCCACAAGCUGCAAAUACAGAAGAUGCAGCAGCAACUGAUAAUACAGACGCGGAGGCAGCAGAGGUUGCCUCAGUGGCACCUGCAGGAGUUGAUGCAGCUGUUGUUCCAGAAGAACAAGAUCCUGCAAACACUGUUGCUCCUGCUGCAGAAGUAGAAGUCACAGCAGAAGAAACAGAUGCUACAGCAGAAGAAGCUGAAACCACUGACCCUGUAGCUGAAGAGCCAGCAGAUGCUGAUGUAGCCGUUGCAGGUGAAGCCGUAGUGGUGACAGAUGCAGCUGAAGAAGACGUGCCUGUGGUUGAUGCUGCUGUUGCUUCAGUUGCUCCUGUUGCAGUUGAGGUUGCCGCCGGUGUCACUGUUGCUCCUGUGGCAGAGGAACCUGUAGAGCAAGAGGCUGAAGUUGUGGCAACUGCUGCUGCUGCUGUUGAUGCUGCUGCCAUUGAUGCUGCUGCUGCUGAUGCUGUUGAUACUGUUGCUGUUGAUGCUGUUGAUACUGCUGCUGUUGAUGCCGUUGAUACUGCUGCUGUUGAUGCUGCUGCUGCCGUGGAUGCCGUUGAUGCCGUUGAUACUGCUGCUGUUGAUGCUGCAGCUGAUGCUGUUGACGCUGCUGCUGCUGAUGCUGUUGAUGCCGUUGACGCUGCUGCUGCUGCUGUUGAUGGUGCUGCUGAUGCAAUUGAUGGUGCUGCUGAUGCAGUUGAUGCUGCUGCAGCUGAUGUUGUUGAUGCUGAUGCAGAGGUUGUCCAAGCUGAAACAGAAGCCCCUGCUGAUAAUGUCGUUGCUCCAGUUGCCACUGAGGCCACAGCCGUAGAGGAAACAGCACCGGCUGAUACUGAGGCUGAAGUGCAGGAAACUGAGAAUGAAGUUGUGGCCACUGCAGCUGCAGCAGAGCAAGCAGCUGAAGGUGAAGGUGAAGUUCAAGCUGAGGUGGAAGCAGAUCCAGCACAAAUUGCCCUUGUUGUGGCUAAAAGACAAGCCCCAGAACUGACAGCUGACUGCAUGGUGUACCGUUAUGGCUCCCUGGCAGCCACUGUAGAUGUCGUUCAGGGUAUUGAAAGCGUAGAGAUUGUGCAGGUGACCAACGUUGUGGCAGUGGCGACUGAAUUAAAUCAAAAUGCUGUGGAUGUCACCAUUUCCUGUCAGGGAAGCCUUCCAAGUGAGGUCUGCACAGUCAUUUCAGAUGCUGACUGUAUCACACCAGUAGAAACUGUGUGUAACAUAGCUACACCCUCUCCAGACUGUCAGAUGGUCCUCCGUCAAUUCUUCAAUGACUCUGGAGUAUUUUGCCUCAAUGUCUCCUUGACCAAUGAUGUCAGUCUGGCUGUGGCAAGUGCUAGAGUCAGUGUAACAGUAGCCUCUGGUGGUUCCCCAGCUGGAACAGCUGCUACAGUACUGGGUGUUAUGGUCCUCGCCUGCGUCGUCUGUUGUAUUGGUUUAAUGUACAGACGGUCUAAGCAGUACCAGCCACUGACAGAGGACCACGUUGUCAAUAAUGGAGGCAGCUCAGCCGUAACAUCAGUGCCUUUGUUGUUGUGGAACUUGCUGAGCCGACAGUCACCGGGGGAAAGUCGUCCACUGCUUCAGGGGAGACUCGUGUGAAUAUCAUCAGCAGCUUAAGCACUCAACAUCAACAUCGACAGCAUUCAUUACCAUAUCAGCUUUAAUCAUAUACUGUAUAUUGUAACUCCCAGACAUCCGAUUUAAGCCACGUCCACUUUUGUGAAACCGCCCCAUAUGCAACAUUUGUACAAAAAAGAGGAAUUUGAAAUGUUGUAGACAGAAGUUAUUUAUUUUGACACGAAUAGUUGAUAGAAGCCACAACUGUGAUUUGUGGCCAAUUUAUACUAAACUAAUUAGAAAAUCAUGAUAAGCACAAUUCAGUUUAAUUUCUUUACCGUGUAAUUUAAAUUAUGUGCACUAAACAAUACUAUUACCUUUGGCACCCUGAAAUAAAUAAAACACAACUUCGUCA